Messenger RNA from Hippocampus comes (tiger tail seahorse), 6071 nucleotides. RefSeq names its product meningioma 1b (gene mn1b). Lineage: Eukaryota; Metazoa; Chordata; Actinopteri; Syngnathiformes; Syngnathidae. The record is from RefSeq and is a predicted model, not a curated record. The transcript is spliced from 2 exons. The coding region runs from base 1076 to 4810 and encodes 1244 amino acids. Gene Ontology annotation, biological process: regulation of DNA-templated transcription.
UAAAGGUUUACAAAUGUCAUCUGCUAUGGAAGACCACCUUAAAAGCGUUUGUCCCGCCCCCAUGCCGUCUUCAGGCCCUCUGAUUGGCUGAGGAGUCAUGCAUGGAAGUGCUGCUGGAAAUGCAAAACUUGUUGCUGGCUCCUGCGGACGCGUUCGUUCCGCACACAGCCAAAAGCGGCUAAGCCGAGUGUGUGUGUUCCAGUCAGUGUGCUUCGAGCGCGCACACUUCAACACACGCGCCAGUAUCGGAGGGUCACGCACGUUUUGGAGCGGAGCAAGGAGCCAAGAGGUGCCCCGCUUCAUCGCAGAGCGAACCUCCACCAGCAAAGUGGAGGAUGCUGUCACGCCGUUCGGUGCUUGUGGAGUGCGGGUAGUGCACGCCUCGCAGCCCUGGGAGCAGGACCGGAACCGGGAAAGCGUCGCUCCGGUGCUUUGGCAGGAGAUUUGAUUUUGAAGGUGGACUUAACAUCAAGCCGGACGACUUUGUUUGCGCCUGCAGAGCAAAUAAUGGCAUUCUGAUGGACAAAACAUUUUUUUUUCAUCGAAUCUACAAAGACAAUUUUAACAAUACGGUCGAAAGAGGACUUUUUCUUGAUGCCGUUAUGGGACUUUAUACAGAAAAGGAGCCGUGGGUACUUUGACACCUGAUUGGAUUAAUGAGUGAUAGGGCUCAAUUUUUAAUUUAUCAGAUUUAGUCAUUUUAUUUCUUAAGUGCGCUCCUCUCACUUUCGUAGAGACAUGUCUUUGUGCCAUGAUUACGCCGUACAAAUGCGCACACGAAACUUUGGCGUGUCGUUAGACAGCCGGGCGGCAAGGUAAAUACAAUUAUUCUAAAUGCAUUUUCUUGAUCAAACACUUUAUAAUGCGGACAUAAGAACAGCAGGGAUGCCGUUUAAGCAUAUUUAGACAGUUUCUCCGCUAUUUUUAAGAAUUAAAAAAGAGAACAUUGUUGAUUAAUUCAGACUUUUAAAGCAAAUUGAAUUUUUAGUUGACUCUGCUUUUGGGACCAGACUGCUUUACGGUCUGCCCAAUAACUUGCAAUCUUACUAUUAUGUGGGAUUAAAGACAGCGUAGUAUGUUUAGGCUGGAAAAGUUUGGUUCUCAGAUAAAUAGCAGAAACCCUGGCCAGUCAGAGAGACAGAAAAACCAACCGAGACUGAACAUGGGCUCCCAUUAUAAAAGUACCAGUUUUCACACUGGUGGUCCACCUGGUGCUGUGGAGCCCGGCAUGGGCCCGAUGAGUGACCCGCAGUUGCUCGGACUCAACAUGAACAUGAACGGCGACCAGUAUGGAGGUUUUCACUCCCGGGGUCACUCCGACAUGCAUGCAAGCAGUGGACUUCAGCAGCAGCAAGGACCCAUGCAUGGAUUUUUUAACAACCAGCAACCUCAUCAAGGACAUCCUCACGGCCAUCAACCUCACCCGCACCAACAUCAUCCUCACUUCAGCGGGAAUUUUGGAGGCCCAGAGCCAGGGUCAUCAUGCCUGCAUGGUGCCAGGCUAAUGGGCUACAAUAACAAUGCCAUGGGACCGCAGCAGGGCUUUGGAGAAGGAUUUGAUCCUCUCGCUGAGGGACAGGCGGGGGACGGCUUCCCACAGCAGCAACAGCAGCAGCAGCAGCAGCGGCCCGGUAACAUGCCUGAUUUCCAACAUCAUGGUCCUCCCAGUGGCAGCCACGCUGUUCCUGCUCCCUGCCUCCCCCUAGACCAGUCACCUAACAGGGCAGCCUCUUUCCACGGUCUGCCAUCGUCCUCCUCAUCCUCCUCCGAUUCUCAUAGCUUGGAGAAUAGACGGAUGCCCAACCAGGGAGCUGUGGAGGGCUUAGAGUAUAACUUCCCCAGUGAUCCCCCGUCUGGACAUUUCGAUGUACCUGUAUUUUCCCCGUCCGAGUCCGAAUCACAGUUGCCACAUUUUGGCCCCGGUAGGCCAGUUCCCAGUGGGAAUUUUCCAGGAAACCCUGGCAUGCCUCGAGCGCCGGGCAUGCAGGGCAUCUCCAAGGGACACCAACCUCCACCGCCUCAGCAGCCUCAACAUGGAAUCUUUUUUGAGCGAUUCGGUAAUGGCCGGAAGGUGCCCGUGGGAAUGGACCCGGGGGUCAAUGCGAGACAUCCUCUCAUGCAACAGCAACAACAGGCUGGCUUAAUAGCUAGACAGAACUCAUGCCCCCCUGCCCUCCCCCGACCCCCUCAGGCUGAGUCUGGCUCCAGUAAUCCGAACAUUCUGGACGGAGGGGUCAUGAUGAGUGGCCAACACAAUCAGUUUGAAUAUCCCAUUCACAGACUGGAAAAUAGGGGCCUGCAUCCCUAUGGGGACCCCAUGUUUAAUAUGCAACAGCCAGCUCCCCUUCCCUCCCAACAGCCCCCAAAUCAGAGACUACAACACUUUGACGCUCCUUAUAUGAACAUGGCAAAAAGGCCUAGAUUUGACUUUCCUAACGCGCACAGCAGUGACGGCUGGUGCGGUGGCAUGGAAAAUCACCUCUCUCCCUCUUCCUAUCCAGGACUACCAGGUGAGUUCACCCCACCUGUGAAUGAAGGUUUCCCACCGGGUCCACUGCAGCACACGGGGCCUGAGCAGCAGUCUUUACAGCAGCGACAGAAUGCAGCCAUGAUGAUAAAACAGAUGGCUUCUCGCAACCAGCAGCAGAGGAUGAGGCAGCCCAGUCUGCAGCAACUCGGUCACCACGGUGAUGUGCCACCGGGCCCCCUGGGUCAUGGAGGCCCAGUGGGGGGCAUGCCUCAGCCCAACUUUGACAGGGAAAACGGGGGCAGGAUGGCCAACGUUGAUGGACAAAAUCCGCACGUAAACCAGGAGAACUCCUGGUUCCAAGGGUCCCACCCUCCUGGGGAGAUGAUGUCACGGCGUAUGGGAGGAGCAGGCAAUGACUCCGGGCCCCAUGACAUGGGUCUCCAGCAGAAUGGGCCCGGGAUGAUGUUCAGGCCAGGUAUGGGCAUGCAGGAACCCAUGAGAUUACCCGGAGAUGGACAUGUACAGGCUCUCCAUUCCCCGGGCUUGCACUCCCAGUUCAGCAGCAACAUGGGCAACAUCUCACAGAUGCAGUCGCCAGGAGCGGGAGGAGGAACGGGACAUCCGAAUGCACCGGCAGAGAGGCGAGCGCCCGAAUUCCCCGCUCCUCCAAUGGGGGCACAAGCGCCAUUCCCCUACGGAGGGGCAAACCGUCAAGGGCCAGCUCACAACGUCCCCCAGGGGGUGAACACCUCACCAGGGAGCUACCCUCCACAGUCCGAGUUCCCCUCAGGCCAGCGGUCGUCUGUUAGCAAGCUUGGUGCUCUCUCUCUUGGGAAUUUUAACAAAACCAGUGCUAAAGACAGCGUUUUUGGCCAGAGCUGCCUGGCGGCCCUUUCCACGGCGUGCCAGAACAUGAUCGCGAGCCUAGGGGCUCCCAACCUCAACGUAACAUUCAACAAGAAGAACCAAAACGAGGGCAAGCGAAAACUGAGUCAGACCGAGCAGGACAUUAAUAGCAGCACAUCUAACGGGACUGGCAGUGCUGGGCCUGAAUAUUUUCAGAGCAGCACUUCUCAGAACAACCAGCUGCCUGGCACUGGGAAUAGCAACGCUAAGCCUGCAAGUCAAAACCAGACGGUGCAGGGGGAAGCCAGUGCCCUCUCCCCAAAUUACAACAUGGACGCUACCCCGUGCAGUGAGGGGAAGGCAACAACAGGGAGUGGGAGAGGGAGAGGGAGGAGAAAAAGAGACAGUGGACAUGUGAGCCCUGGAAUUUUUUUUUCCUCUGAAAAUGGAAACCCUGUUGUGAGUCCAGGCCAGCAAACCCCUGCAGCUGGUGUUGGGGAGAGGGGUGGGGGCACGCCCCAUGAGAAACACCUGCAAUCACCCUCUUGGGGGAAAGGAGGUGACCUAAUGUUGGGGGACCAGGCUGACCUGAUGUCUUCUCUGGACAGUGGCAUUCAAAGUGUCGCCAAGUCUGACGGCAGCUCGCCCCGUGUGGACUUUGCCGAUGAUGUCAGCGCCCACUUUGGCAAUGAGGAUGAGGUGUCCUCCAGCUCAGAUGCAGGUGGAUCCUCAGCCAAUAAGUCCAACCGCAGCCCCAUGAUCGGCGGCUCACCUAAAAUGCAAAUGAAUGGACAGAAAACUUUAGGCUUGGGCAUUAACAAUCACACUACCUCGACAGCGGACAGCUAUGGACUGAGUGCUGGUGGAGCAACGGGCGGCAGUGGAGUGAGCCAUCCAGGUACGCCAGGGGUGGAGCAGGUACGCACCCCAUCCAGCACCUCCGGUCAGGACGAAAUCCAUCCUCUGGAGAUUCUACAGGCCCAGAUCCAGCUGCAAAGGCAGCAGUUCAGCAUCUCGGAAGACCAGCCUCUGGCCAUGAAAAACGGCAAAAAGAACGGCGAUUGUCCCUCUCAGAACGGAGACAACGAUCUGGCAAGCUGCAGCCCUGUCGCUGGGAAGGGUUCAAUGGGCACUAUUGACCUUGACACACUAAUGGCAGAGCAGCACGCCACCUGGUACGUGCCCAGUGACAAGGCCAUGAUGGACGGGUCCGAGGAUGACAAGUCCAUGGGACUUUGGGAAAAAAACAAGAGCCAAAACAACAACAAAGAAGACUCUGAGCUGUCCCAGAGUAAGGCUGCAGUCGGGACCCCCGGGGCCAGCGGAGGAGGGGGAGGCGGGGGAGGAGGAGGAAACCACCUUCAGUGCCUGUCCGUCCACUGCACAGACGAGCUGGGGGACAGUAAGGGCAGAGGAGGGCCCGUUUCUUCAUGGCGCUCGCUCCACUCUGAUAUUUCCAACCGAUUUGGGACAUUCGUGGCGGCACUGACUUGAAUGAAAAGCUGUCCCACCACAAAAGAAGAGGACAAACUAAGAUCAAAGACAAAUGACAAAGAAUGAUGAUGAUAAAAUGUGGAAAGUGCGGGCAUCUCUUGCCUGUUCAGGGAGAGAAUGACUUUCACGUAUAAAUGGCAAACACCCACACACACACACACACACACACACACACACACACACACACACACACACACACACACACACACACACACACACACACACAUAUAUCACACACCCAAACACGCGCACACACCCACAUAUACACACACGCUACAAAUACAAUUUUAUUGUCAAAAACAUGCAGUCACUCGCUCAGACACUGCUGGACAUCACAGCGUGGGCUCUACUUAACGAUGCCCGAUCUGGAAAACCUCAAAUCUACAUGUAUAUUUUUUCUUUGCUUUUUUUUUGUUUUUGUUUUGUUUUGUUUGUUUGUUUUGUUUUGAUGAAAAAAUAUAAACUUGUCAAACAAUGAUUAUGAGAUAGCAAAAGCAGAUAUAUUCAGUUGCCACUGGCUGUAAUUGUGUAGCAGUGUUGACACGUGAUGUACUUGGCAGGCUGAGGGAUUUUUUUUUUUCUGUUGUUAGUAAAUAUGGCCUUUUUGCUCUCCUCACAUAUGCGAAGAGCUCUAAUGUAUAUAAAUAUAUAUGAACCCAUUGUAAGCAACUCUUUGCCCCAAAAAUUUCAUCUGACUUUCACUUAUUUUGAUCAUUUUUGUCCUUUUUUAAAUGAGUGGACUAUUUCAUUGGAAGUGGAAUACAGAAGCAUAACAGAAGAUGGAUGAAUAUGCAUGAAUGUAUAUUUUUUUUGUUUGUUUAUUUUUUCUGUGCAAAUACAACUAUUUGCCUCCAUAUUCCAAGCAACUUUUUUUUUUACUGCUGCUGUUCAUUUAUGUUGUAAGAAUCUUCUCCUCUCAUAUUCAUGAGCUCAACCUUGUAUACAAUUCAGCCAAUGGGAACUGAAAUGGAGGCAUUUGCAUUGUUGAAUUGAAAAAAAUGGCUAUUGGUAUUGCACAUGUAUAAUAAGAUUUAAAAAAAAUGCUGUGUGUUGGGCAAUCUUGUAAUCUUUAAAUAAAGCUUCUGUUGAAUUUGAAUUUCUGAAACAAUAGAUGGAGGACUGUGACGCAAUUUAUGAACUGAUUUUUUGUUUACUUUUUAAAGGAUAAGUAAAGUGCAGUCGUCUGUUUUCCUGCAUAUUGUAUAUAUCUGUAUAUGUUUUAUUGAGUAACUAAAUAACAAUAAAUAUGACGUUAAAGGUG